Molecule: messenger RNA, 429 nt
Organism: Pochonia chlamydosporia 170
Lineage: Eukaryota; Fungi; Ascomycota; Sordariomycetes; Hypocreales; Clavicipitaceae
Exons: 4
Coding region: 1-429 (142 amino acids)
Source: RefSeq, a predicted model, not a curated record
AUGUUUCUUCCGUUGCCAUAUAUUUGGAAAAUGACAAUACCAUGGGAGCAAAAGGUGGCUAUUACGGGCACUUUCAUGCUAGGUCUCUUAGUUACCAUUGUGUCCGCUAUGCGCUUCGUUGUUGUCUAUAAUUUGGAUCUUACAGAUCCCGAUAUUACUUGGAAUCAAGGCUACGAGACCAUGUGGACUGGCGUUGAGGUAAACAUAGCUACUGUGUGUGCUUGCCUUCUGUCCUUCAAACCCCUCCUCAAUCUCUUGAUAUUCGGGACUAUCCACCCCGUAUCUCGACCGUCUAGUGCUGCAGGAAUUGACACAAUUGGUGGAUCGGCUGAGGCAGCUAGAAGACGUAAUCGUGUGCUACGACGAGGCCAACUGCUACGGGAGCCUGGUCCUUUGGAGAAGCACUACAGUAUCAUGAUAAUGGCUUAA